Aspergillus oryzae RIB40 is the source of this 855-nucleotide messenger RNA. RefSeq lists its product as uncharacterized. Bases 1 to 855 code for a protein of 284 amino acids. Gene Ontology annotation, molecular function: ferric iron binding; oxidoreductase activity, acting on single donors with incorporation of molecular oxygen, incorporation of two atoms of oxygen. The transcript has 2 exons. NCBI's taxonomy places the organism in Eukaryota, Fungi, Ascomycota, Eurotiomycetes, Eurotiales, Aspergillaceae. The record is from RefSeq and is a predicted model, not a curated record.
AUGUACUACCUAAAGAUUAUAUUUGCUGCUUUGACAGUGACGACUGCGAUUGCUCACCCUGGCCCUGAUCAGCCUGUGCCUCAUGCCGAAAUCCAACGGCGUAAUGAGCUAGCCAAGAAAUGUGCCAGCCAAGCUGCAAAUUUCAAUCAACGCCGCAUUUCGAAGAGAGCAUUACAGAAGCGCUGGGAGGGAUCGGGUCACAAUGUGACAUAUGAGAUCACUACAGGUGCCCCUUACUACGAGACUAUCCAGAACGAUACCUGCGUCCUCUCUCCCGAGGUAACCCGUGGUCCCUAUGUGUGGCCGCGUUCGCAGACUCUACGUCAAGACAUGUCGGAGGACCAACCAGGCGUGCCAUUGUGGCUUGACGUAGGAGUACUCGAUAUGGCGACAUGCGAACCCCUGCCGAACGUCCUUCUCGACUUCUGGCAUUGUAACGCAACUGGCUCUUAUUCCUCGUUCACGCAUCUUUCACCAAAUAUCGAGUUCAGAGAGCUUCUAACUGAAAAGAAUCUCACUGACUAUGCAAUUGGCGUCACCGAUCUUCAUACAGAUGAUACCACCUUCUUGCGUGGAAUGUGGCCCACUGAUGAGAAUGGAGUUAUGGAGAUAAAGACUAUCUUUCCCGCGGUUUCGCAGAAGAUUAUGGGCUUGGAGCCUUAUGUGUUUCACACGGAAAUUGAUCGUAUCACCAAUGCGCAAGAUGCCAUUUAUCAGAAUGGUACCAAAGGAGGGUUCAAUCCCGUUGUAUCGAUCGUUCCUGCAGAUGGUAAAGAUAUUUCCAAGGGGAUGAUUGGAUACAUCACCAUGGGCGUCGACACGGCCGCGAUUGAGACAUUUGAGUAUGAUCAUUAG